AUGACUAAUGAAAAGAAGGUCGAGUUUCUGGAGAUAGACAGGAAGGAAAUCAAUAUGCCUUAUGCUGACACAGCAAAUCUAGACCCUGAGUUGACUGAUAUGUGGCAUUUAAACGGUGUAAUGAAAUACCCACAUAACAUUCAAGAAGCUUGGGCCUUAGGCUACACAGGAAAAGGUAUCAAAGUUGGUGUAAUAGACACGUUGAUGCAAACAAACCAUACCGAUCUGACUAAUAUGACAACUUUAUGGAUAAUACGCACAGGACAGACAACUCCAUGGGUAAAACGACAAGGACAGGCAACUCCACGGGUAUUACGACAAGGAAACACAUCUCCACGGGUAAAACGACAAGAACAGACAACUCCUAGAGUAUUACGACAAGGAAAGACAACUCUAUGGGUUAUGCGACCAGGACACAACUCUAUGAGUAAUACGAAAAGGACAGACAAUUCCAUGGGUUUAACGACAGAGACAAACAACUCCAUGGGUAAAACGACCAGCACAGAUAGCUCGUGUAAUACGAACAGGACAGACAACUGUAAUGGUAUUACGACAAGGAAAGACAACUCCAUGGGUAAUAUGACAAGGAAAGACAUCUCUAUGGGUAAUACGACAAGAACAGACAACUCUAUGGAUAAUACGACCAGGACAGACAACUCUAUGGGUAGUACGACAUGGACAAGUAACUCUAUGGGUAAUACGACAAGAACAGACAACUCUAUGACAUCAACUUCUACUAAUUCUGGGUGUAAGGAUGGUUUACAAGGCACUUCUUUUUCCGCUCCAAUUGCAGUAGGAAUCAUCGCACUUGCAUUAGAGGCAAACAAUGAUCUUACCUGGAGAGAUGUUCAGCAUUUAAUAGUCAGAACUUCGAAACCAUACGGAUUUAAGGAUAGAUUUAAUAUUGAGAACAAAUGGCAACCCAAUGAGCCGUCAUCUCUAGAGCGUGUUCGAAAAGAUAAGUAA
Molecule: messenger RNA, 966 nt
Organism: Mytilus californianus (California mussel)
Lineage: Eukaryota; Metazoa; Mollusca; Bivalvia; Mytilida; Mytilidae
Product: neuroendocrine convertase 2-like
Exons: 7
Coding region: 1-966 (321 amino acids)
Biological process (GO): protein processing
Cellular component (GO): Golgi membrane; trans-Golgi network
Molecular function (GO): serine-type endopeptidase activity
Source: RefSeq, a predicted model, not a curated record